AUGGAUGUCUUUAAGAAAGGUUUCUCCAUUGCUAAAGAAGGUGUGGUGGCUGCUGCAGAGAAGACCAAGCAGGGAGUGACAGAGGCUGCAGAAAAGACCAAAGAAGGGGUAAUGUAUGUAGGCACUAAGACCAAGGAGGGUGUAGUGCAAAGUGUGACCUCAGUUGCUGAGAAGACCAAAGAGCAGGCCAACGUGGUGGGAGAAGCUGUAGUAGCCAGCGUGAACACAGUGGCAAACAAGACUGUAGAAGGAGCAGAGACCAUCGUGGCCACUACAGGAGUUGUAAAAAAGGAGGACCUGGCAGGAGGACCGCCCGAGCAGCCCAGGGUGGAGGGAGAGGGAAGCGCUGGUGGAGAGGAUGAAAUUGAAGGUAAUCCAUCAAGUUAGGGAAUUCUUGCUCAAAAGAGACCAUUCCAAGAGCAUACAUGGAAGUAUUAACUGACACCACAACAGGAAAAUCCCACUGUCCAUAGACUAACUACAUUCAGCUCUGUAGUCUUGCACUUGCCUCAUAAACCAGUCAUACAAUAUAUGUAAGCCAGACUCCUCUAAUUGUAAGUAACGUGCAG
Cinclus cinclus is the source of this 569-nucleotide messenger RNA. RefSeq names its product synuclein gamma (gene SNCG). The record is from RefSeq and is a predicted model, not a curated record. Gene Ontology annotation, cellular component: axon terminus; neuronal cell body; cytoplasm. The transcript is spliced from 5 exons. Gene Ontology annotation, molecular function: cuprous ion binding. Gene Ontology annotation, biological process: synaptic vesicle endocytosis; chemical synaptic transmission; synapse organization. The coding region runs from base 1 to 387 and encodes 128 amino acids. Lineage: Eukaryota; Metazoa; Chordata; Aves; Passeriformes; Cinclidae.